Messenger RNA from Orcinus orca (killer whale), 3456 nucleotides. RefSeq lists its product as uncharacterized. The record is from RefSeq and is a predicted model, not a curated record. Bases 1 to 609 code for a protein of 202 amino acids. The transcript is spliced from 5 exons. NCBI's taxonomy places the organism in Eukaryota, Metazoa, Chordata, Mammalia, Artiodactyla, Delphinidae.
AUGACCUGGAAGAAAUCGGGCGGCAACGGUUACUUUUUCUCGCUGCUCAUCCCCCGCAGCCCAGCCCGGGUCGCCUGCUCGAUCGGCAGGCUACGAUCGUGGAGACCGGAGGCGGCGGGGGAGAGCGAGGUUGGGGCGCCGGGAGAGAGUGAGAAACAGCCCCGCGCGAGAGCGGCGCGCACGCGGGCGGCCCGGGGGCGGCCGCGGAAAGCAGCCCGAGCACAAAGCUGCGCGGCGCCUUCCUGGCCACCGCACCUCGCUCGGGCCGCCGCGGGCGCCCGGGGCUCGGGCCAACACAACGCACCCGGGCCUAGGCCGGGGCGGCUCGAACACAGAACCCCGGGACUUUCUAGUAAACAGCUCGCCCUCGUCCCCACCCCCAUCCCCGCUGCCGGGCUUUCGCCGCCGCCCCUCGCCGACACCCCCUUCUUCCCUCCUAAGAAAUCCCGGCGGAGGAGGGAGCCGCGAGGCAUGAAGAAAAACCAGACCAAAACAGUUCUCACAGCGCAGCCGGUGGUCACAAAGAACAGCCCAUGGAGAUGUCUGUCACUGAAAGAGCAGCCUCUGGAAGAGAACCAAAGAGGAAAAGAGCGAUGGAGUGAAGCUUGAUAAAAUAGUUGGAAUCGUUCAUCAGUGAGGCAAAGCUGGCUUCUGAGUCACGCAGCUCCCCCCUCGCUCUUUCUUGUCUGACGGUUCCCUGACACCGUUGACAAGGCUGACACCACCAAUCAGCUUCGACUCAGCAAGGUCACUGUUCAGACUUGACUCGUGAUUGGCUGCUGCGCUUCAGCGUGUUAUUACUGUCUGAUUUGAUCGGAGGCAGGGGGUGGUCUCCAAUCAAACAGAGAAAAGGUCCUAGAGAAGGUAAUUAAAUCCUGUCAGAGGCAAUUAUCGGUUCCAGGGCCAUGACUCUGGCCCUGAAUGCAGAUGAUCUGAAACUGUAUUCUUGUAGAAAUUCAAGAGGGCUCCUGGCAUGGUUCAGCUAGGCAUAAAGGAAGCAGCAGGCUUUCUGCAAACAAUGCAGCUCUGUAUUAUGAACCUUUCUGCCUUUUUUCCCCUUUCCCCGAAGACUUCUGUUUUCACUGAUCAAAAAUAUUCCUUUUCAGGUCACAUUCUAAUUAAUUUAAUAGACAAGGUUUUCCUUUCUGGUACAUAAAUAAUGACAAGUUUUACUAAAGAACUUCUGCCCCCAACACGGGCUGUAACAAACAGCCUUUAUCAAGGCAAACCAAAGCCUGUAAUAGAAGGACACUAAUCUGUAGUUUGGGCGAAGGGAGAAAAAAAAAUUUAAGCCUCUAAUACGGAUGUUCUGCCUGAGGUGGAUCCUACCCUGUUUAUACCUUCCCGUGCUCGUGAUGGAUUGCUGCUGUGACAAAUCUUGAAGUUUCUCUGACGUACUCUAGUGAUGGCGGUGUGCAUUUAAUGACUACAGUUUUUAAAGGACAGAGAAAAGCUGCCACAGAUUUCACUCUGUGAAGAAAGGACUUCUCCCUACCCUUCAAAAGAAUAUUUAGGAGAGUUAAAAUUUUAAAUUGAGCUUGGGAAAUAAAAACAGACAGAAUGGAAUGUUGUUUUGUUUUUUUUUUAAUUUUACUUUAUUUUAUUUAUUUAUUUAUUUUGGCUGCUCUGCACGGCAUGUGGGAUCUGAGUUCCCCGACCAGGGAUGAAACCCGUGUCCCCUGCACUGGGAGCAUGGAGUCUUAACCACCGGACUGCCAGAGAAGUCCCAGGAAUGUUGUAUUUUUAAUUGGGAAGAGAAAGCUAAGAUAAACUCCAUAGGUGCCCUUCUGCUCAUCUAUAGACAGAAGACUUUGGUUUUGUUUCCUGUGUGAUUUCUCUUCAAUUGUUAUUAAGUAAGCUUUGAAGUAUGGUUUUUGCCCAAAGAACCCAGCCCUAAAAUGUAAACCUCUCUCCCCUUCCUGAAUCAUUAUUAAUUGUUCUCAGUGGUAUUAACCAGUUCAGCAUGAAAAAUAUUUGAUAGGAUGAAGGUACUUCAUUAAGUGUCUAUAUGCUCACCCUACUGGCUUUAACAGACUUUAUGAAAUAUCGCUCUCAAUUACUGUCAGUCUUCCAAAUGGAUAGCCUUGAUUUCAACCUUUGUGAGGCUGGGUAUUACUUUUUCCAGAAUAAGAUGUUCAAAACACCAUUAAAACAAUUUCUGUAUUGUUGCUGAUGAAUCAGUUUAACCACCAGGGUUUCUCCCGAGGGAACAGUUAACUUUCCUCUAAUCUUGGUUGUUUUCUUUGUUUCUAAAACACCAUAUUCCUUAAUAUACCUGACUUUAUUUGUUUUGUUGAAACAUAAACAGAUGCUUUAAGCAAAACAUCAUUUAAAAAAAGUUGUCCCUGCUACCAGUCCAUUAAUCAGGAUGAGGUAUCAGGCUGGGAAAGAAAUUGGUGGGAGAAGAUGUUAAUAAUAAGGAAAACUGCUUAGGACACUGGUCGGCUGAGUUAAAAAAAAAAAUCUCAAGUCCAAAUCUGCACACAUGACUGUGAAAAUGAUGUUUAAUUCAUCCCAUAUUGCAUUUUUGGAACAUCAAAGGCUUCUUCAACUUCCCUAAUAAAGAUAAAAUAGAUACGGAGAUAGAAGCAAACUGCUCAAGAAUCUGCAGCAUAUUUUAGAUCAUCAGGUUUGCUACUAUUACAGAACUAGCUCACUUUUCCUCCAUGUGAGUGACAACACUGUUUCAUUUUUCAUCUAGGGUGUUUAUUUUUAUUUGGCCAACCAUUGUAUAUUAUUGUGUCAUGAGAUUAUUUUGUUUUGCUUUGAAGUGGUAGCUAUUUUACUGAGGACACCUCUUCUGAAAGAAAUCUUUAUCUGUGAAGAAAAGAAAAGUUUUGUAAAUAAAACAAAAACAUUUGAAAUAUUUUCAAAUUAUAAAUAAAUUAUAAAUAGUAAUUAAGAUCAGUGCUCCUAAAAGAGGGGCAAAAAGAAAACCUGGGUCACAUGUGCCUCUUUUCCUGGAGUCCUCUGUACUCCAGGCAUCUUCAUCCUUUUUGCUCUAGACGCAUCUUUCAAGCUCCCUCACUUGAUUGGGAGCUGCUUAAGGAUAGGGAUGGUGUCCUACUCCAUCCGAUGUACUCAAAAGCCAAUAAACUGAAGAAUAUCUUAUUCUACAGACGGUUAUAGGACGCCCCUAUGGGCCUCUGUGAGAUGGGACCACUCCCAAGUUGAGAUCCUGGAAAUCAUCAUAACCGUAUAGUAACAUUAUUUAAUCAGACAAGGGAGUUAACUAAAACGUCCUACUGUGGCAUUAUGUGAUGGCUCUUAGCUGUGUCAAAGUGUUUGAUAUGUGCUCUAAAUAAAGAUGGGAGUUCUUUAUGUUAUUACUUAAUUUUGUGGCCAUUGAAGCACCAACCAUCAGAACUGCCUUAAUGCAAAAUAUCUGAGAUCACUGUACCUUUAAAAAGGUUUGUAAGCAGGACUCUCCAGGGGACAUUAUGUUGUGUUCAAUGC